This is a messenger RNA of Myxocyprinus asiaticus (Chinese sucker), 2787 nucleotides long. RefSeq names its product pygopus family PHD finger 1 (gene pygo1). The record is from RefSeq and is a predicted model, not a curated record. The transcript has 5 exons. NCBI's taxonomy places the organism in Eukaryota, Metazoa, Chordata, Actinopteri, Cypriniformes, Catostomidae. The coding region runs from base 203 to 1462 and encodes 419 amino acids.
GACGAGUUGACAACACGCUACAGUCACUCUUUUUAACAUCAAAGUUACACCAUUUUCCCGUUCCUUCCUUGCGUUUGAGUCAUGUGAGGGGCCCUGUAAUGUCAACAGAGCAGGAUAAAGAUUCAUUCUCUCUAAAGCGAAACCGAGAGGGAUUUUUAAGUCACUACAAAAGAGGCCGGUUGAAGAAGGUGGAGAGAGUAAAAUGUUUGGAUUUGGAGCAUUGGAUAUUUUAGGGGGUCCUGACCUGCCACUGGGAAGCCCUGAUAAAAAGAGACGCAAGUCAAGCACACAGGUGCCCCCAUUCUCCCCUCUCUCUGAAUAUGCCCCUCCGCCAAACCCCAGCUCAGAUCACUUGAUAGCUGCCAACCCUUUCGAUGACAACUACAACUCACCAUCUCUGAAGCCACUCCCCACUGCUAACCCUUAUUUUGGCCACUCCCAUUACCCAGGGUUCAGUGGCUAUGGGCCAUCCAGGAUGGCCCCCCAGUUGCCCAACAGAAUGCCUUCUCCAUAUGGGGCUCCUUUCCAGGUGCCAAACCAGCCCCAUCCUUUCUCCCAGAAUCCCAUGGGCAUGGGUUUCAAUCGGCUACUGGGAUUUAACUAUGGACAUCCAGAGAACAGAAAUUAUGGGCACCAGUUUGGCAGUAGCAUCAAAAACAUGCCACUUCCUCCAGGGCAGCACUUUAGACCAGGUCCAGGAGAGAAUGCCAAUCAAAUGCCACUUCAAAACCUGAGCCAAAACAGUCCUGAUGGUGGACCAGCUUUCGGUCAAGAGGGCAACGGUAGAGGAAAUCCAGUGUCCGCUAAAACUGCCCUAAAUAUGAAUCCUAACAUCUCUCAGCAACAAAAUAACUUUGCUCAGUCCAACACGACAACACCCAAACUGGAUGUGAGUGAAAUCGUGAACAAAAAUGUCACGCAGAACCCAUCUCCAAGGAAACAAAAUCAGAACUGUGAAGAGAACGCAUCUCAGGAUAACACCUCCGAGCUGAAGGCAAAGGGCCGAGGGAACACGCCUGCUGCUGUGGAUGGAGGUAUCGAAAAACUCAAUGGUGUUCUUCACCCCAAGAACGAAGCCAUGAAGAAGUCGCCACGACCUUUUGUUGACACCCAAGCGGAUAGAGUUCGUAGGGGCAGCAGUUCUAAUAAUAAAGUCCUGACCCAUCUUAAGAGACGGAGCACAUCGUCUUCUUCCGAACCUGUGUACCUGUGUGGCACCUGCCUGAGCGAAGUAAAUGACGAUCAAGAAGCAAUUUUGUGUGAGGCAUCAUGUCAGAAAUGGUUCCACAGAGUUUGCACGGGGAUGACAGAGACGGCGUACAAUCUACUAACAGCAGAGAUGUCUGCAGUUUGGGGUUGCGAUGCUUGCAUGGAGGACAAGGGAGCACAACUGCUCAGAACCCGAGAGGUGCUCGGGACGCCGUCUGUUACCAGCGAGUGUGGAUCCUUGAUUGUUGGAUGAUCAAAUGAAGUGAAAAUCUUGAAUUAGCAGCAGAGCCACAGAACAAGUUUCACGUGGAAACAUUGGAUGCACUAUAUACUUUUUAAUACGUUUUUUUAUUUGCCUGCUUUGACUGGGGUUCAUUUUAUUUUAGGGCAGGAGAGGGGAGUUUUGUUACUUGAAGGCCUUAUUUCUGGGCAUGAUGCAUGAAAUAACACACAAAUAUACAGUAUUUAUACCGUCAAAAAUACUGUGUGAAUCAGCCUUUUUAACCUUUUAAAAAUUCAUUCAAAUGUUAACAAUUCAUUGACAGCAUUGUUUUGAAAUAAUAGUGAUAUAUUUAUUACACAUUGCAGAAUGUGAAGUUUUUUUUUUUGCAUAACAGUAAUGAGAAUAGAGGAGGAAAUGCUUAAGUGUCAUUACCAUAAUGUCACAAUGCAAAAAGUAUCUUCCUGUGUCCCACAAAUGUCCUAAAAAUAGGCUUAAUUUUGGUGGCAUUGUGCAUGUAAAUUUAAUGUCCUGCUCUCUUCCAUUUGAUUGUCCAAAUGUGUCCAGACAUUUUGCCCUGAAGAUGUUGUUGCACUGAGUAUUAAGUGUUUACACACUUUGACAGAUUUAUUCUAUUGUAACAGUGCAGUAACAAAAGAAAGCUUUGUGCUGAAAGUUUGAUUUCUAUCCUUCCAUUGUUUUAGGCUAAAAGAUAUUGUAAACAAAGCCUUAUAUGUUCCCCACCAUGUAUUAGUAAGACAUUUUAACAUUUUGUAGAGCUGAAUUCAUGAUGAUAAAAGCAUCUUAAACUACCACUGUGUGCAGUAAUAAUAUAUCUUAGAUUGCAUAAUGUGUCUUUCAAAAUAAUGUAGGAACAAUUAUUGUGUAAUUGGCCACAUGUGACUGUUGACUGACCCCUGGUGCCUUAAAUCUGAUUUUUUUUUAUUUUAUUUUAUUUUUUUUUAUAUAAGAUUCUGAACAUAAGGCAAUGUGCAGUUAAUUAUAUGCUCACUUAUUAAUUUGUGGGAAUAUUUGUUAUUUAUGCAACUAAUUUUAUAACAGAACAAUGAAUGUACAGAUCCAAUAAACUGUAAAUAAUGAACUAUAUGAAGUGUUUAACAAGAAUACUUCUGGCAUCCUUGAAUUCAAGCUGGUACAGUUCAUGCAGACAGUUUCUGAAUGUAAAUUAAAGUUGUGUUAUGUGUGUUAUGAUAACUCAUAUUUCCCUUUGAACAACAGCCUCAUUUAAUAGAGAAACCUGGGCAAAGCCAUUGUUUAAGUGUCUUUUAAGUGUCUUGUUUUGGUGUCACUUCACACUGCUGCGUUUAAUAAAACUGGUUUCAAUUUUUUUUCUCCUA